Molecule: messenger RNA, 1504 nt
Organism: Bemisia tabaci
Lineage: Eukaryota; Metazoa; Arthropoda; Insecta; Hemiptera; Aleyrodidae
Molecular function (GO): protein binding
Source: RefSeq, a predicted model, not a curated record
UCAACUGAAAGCAUACUUAGGUGCCCACCUGUUGCAUUCAAUUACUUCAGCAUAUCAGAAAGAUCAGAAUGGACGUGGCUGCAACAUCUAAACUACCAAACCCACUUUGCCUCAGUGGUAAUAUUUACCAAAAUUGGCUAAAAUUUAAAGGAGAGCUUGAUGACUACUUAAUUUCCAUUGAGUUUGAUGAGAAAUCAGACAAGGUCAAAACAGCUAAGCUACGAAAUUUAAUCGGAGAUGAAGGUAGGCAAGUUAUCGCAGAUCUGGCUUUAAACAAAUCCUUUGAGUAUGAUGACCUGAUAGCAAAAUUGGACGUUUGGGCGGAGUCUCACAGGAAUAUAGCCAAAUGCAGGUCUCAAUUUUUUUGCUGUGAACAGGAUGAAAAUGAAAAUUUUGAACAUUUCUUGAGUAAUGCAAGAACAUUGAUCCAAAGAUGUAAUUUUGGCAAUCUUGCAGAGGAGCUACUACGUGACAAAAUCACGACUGGGAUUUUCAAUCCUCAACUGAAGGAAUUAUUUGAUAGUACCCCUGAUAUUUCUCUCGAAUCAGCAAUUCAAAUGUGUCGUGUGAUAGACUUAUCUGAAGAUCAACUGUUAAAAUUACUUGUCCUUAAACAAAGAGGCAAAGUAAGUGAUGAUGGCCUGGAAAGCAGAGAUCAUGUUAAUGAGACAGUCACAAGUGAUGUAAACGGUGAUUCACUUAAUGGAGUAGCUGCGGACAAAGAUUCUGCCACUCCUUCCAAUGAGUCAACUGCAAAGGACCAUAAACCAGUCUCUCAAGUCGAAGAAACUAGAGGCUGUCUACCAAGUGAUGAUAUCUCUGGAAGCAUACCAUUUGUUCCGAAGGAACUCAAUUUGAAGGGGAAUGAUGCAAACUUUGCUCGAAGAAUCAACGAUAAUGAAGCAACAAUCAGGAUGACACUUGAAAAAUUCAGUAAACAUGGUGGAGUAAGGCUCUCUCCUCCCUUUUAUUUUCGCAAUUUAUUUUGGAGACUCAAAGUCAAGUGGAACCAAACCACAGAUACUGAGGACUCUCAACUUUCCUGUUUUCUCAUGUGCGAUGGUGGGCCAAGUAAUCAAUUAUGGAAAUGCACUGCAACAUCGACACAUAAAGUCUUGUCACAGAGAGAGGGAAUAAAGCACUCAUCAGAAACUAGCUCAUUACCUAGACUUUUUGAUCCUAAGUCCUCAUCAUGGGGCUAUAGAGAAUUCAUAAAGAAGAAUACCUUGUUAAAUCCUGACAACGGUUUUAUCAAAGAUGACAAAAUUAUUUUAGAGGUUACUUUUGCCGUCAUCGACUGAGUUUAGCUGCAUCAACGAGUCCUAAUGCAUCAGACUGCCUUAUCAUCUCAGGUAUAACCUGUGAUUUUCCCCUUCAUUUAUUUGAGCUCUGUUGCUCUAAAUGUUCGUAAUUUAAGGCUGUCUUUGCCACAUCUUUUGUUUUCCAUAUAAAGGUAUGUAUAAUCUUUUAUCCUUUAUUGUCGUAAAUCAAUUUCUUUCACUAA